Messenger RNA from Spinacia oleracea (spinach), 3380 nucleotides. RefSeq lists its product as uncharacterized. The coding region runs from base 722 to 2866 and encodes 714 amino acids. The record is from RefSeq and is a predicted model, not a curated record. Lineage: Eukaryota; Viridiplantae; Streptophyta; Magnoliopsida; Caryophyllales; Amaranthaceae. The transcript is spliced from 13 exons.
CUAGACACGCAUUGCAUUUCCCCACCCAAAUCAAUCACCGUACGGAGUACUACGUUUCUCUCCUACCGGAAAAAAAAAACCCGAUGUUCUUCACAGAAAAUCAUAACCACUCAUUUAAUAAAGGCCCCACACAUGCGCGAUUGCUCGCACUAUUAUUCCCAUUUUAGCUAUAAAUGACAUUAUUCUCGCCGUCUGUCAGAAUUUUCUGCGCUUCCCUAUUCUCUCUCCUCCCUCUCAAAUGUGGUAAUAUUUCUGGGGAUUUGCUCAUUUGCAGCUCUUCUUCACUUCUUCUUCUAUGGAGUAGAGUACAUUUUUAAUGCCAUUUAAUUUCCAUUCUUAGAUCUUUGGUUGUUCUUGGGGGCACGGCCGUGUUACUCUCUCGAUUUCGCUUUUAUAUCCUGCUUCGUUUCGUGAAGAACCCGAUUCUCUUUAAACACGAGAAACGAAUUCCACUUUUUUUGGAGAGAGAAUAAAGUGCGAUUGAGGAGAGAGAAAAAAGAAGCGAAAUAUGUAGGGAGAUUUCGUACUGAUUGAUGGAGUACAUUUCUAGCUUGCUGAAAAUAAAUUUGGAAAAUUUAAUUUUCCUUCAAUUUUCGAUUGGUUGGCUUUGAUAAUUCCUGGUGAAAAAAUAAAAAAUUAAUAAAUCCCACCAUUUUCUCCUUUUCUUCAGUAACCAUUUUCAGUUGCUUUUUUUUUAGAGUGAGAAAGAGGAGAGAAAAAGAUGAGAGAGAAAAUGAUGGAGAAGAGUGGAGGAGACGAGAGGCGUGUGAUGAGUCGGCAAUCUGGCCCCAACAAGAAGAAGACUCAUCAUCAUCUGCUUGUAUUUUCUGGUAUCGAGGAAAAGGAAGAAUCGAGGAGAGAGAAAGUAAAACAACUGAGUAUUGGUGAGAGAGAAAUGGAUUUUGAUGCUCAAGAUGAGCUGCUUCACUCUACUACUGUCAGUUCUAUCAAAUUCAAGCUUCCCAGAAAGAUAUUCAGUGAUUACAAUACCUCUGUUCCAAGGAAGCUUCGUUCUGCAAUUAGAAAACGUAGCUGUGAAUCAGCUUCAGUGGUUUCGCCAGAUGCAAAAAGAUCAAGCAAUAGUUUGAAGAAGUCUAAGAUUUGCAUGCAGAAUGGUUGGUCAGAACCUUUCCUAAAAGGGGCUGUUUCAGUGGGAAUUUCUAAAGAAGAGGAAGAGGUGGCAGAGACAUUGUUUGCUUUGGCCGGAAUGAUCCCUCACGUUGGCGUGGAUGUCAACCAUAAGGACUAUGUGUCUCUUGAGGCAAAAUCAUCAGACUUGCCGAAGAAACAGCACAGUGAUCCUAUGCCUUCAUCUGAAGAUCCUUUAAUUCUGAAAGAGAAACCAGAUGCAUCGACUACAGAGGGCUCACCAAGGGACUCUUCACAGGCGACAGCUGUGGAUGAUUCUGCACCUUUUAUUUGGUCUAAAUUGUCAGAAAGGCGACAGAUGAAUCCGAACUUGAAAGUUUCUGUUCCCCCAACACAAUUUCAGACCCCUCAGCUGCUUAGGGCAUGUGCAGACAGACAAUUUACACAUUCUACUUCUUAUGGUUCAACUGAACAGAACCGAGAGAGGGGGUUAAGUGAGAUAAAACCACAGAAAUCCCAGUUUCCUAAGAGAGAAUCCCACAUCAACAUAGGAGUAACAGAUUUAGAAGCUAGUCAAGGUAGAGAGUAUGCUACGUCAAUAGAGUGCAGAGAUAAUGCUUUGGCAUCAAGACCUUUACAUGGUUCGGGUGUUGAUGGACUCUCUUUGGAGUCCUCUGCUCCAAUAAUUCCAUCUUGGCUUAAUUUUACUUCCUCGUCCAAACUCGUUUCCUGCAAAGAUACUUCGUCAGCUGGCAAGGUACCGUGGUCCAUAAAUGGUGGAAGGAAGUCGUGGAAAAGAUGUCUUGCUCAUGUUUACAUUAGCCGCAUGAUUCAGGUGCUGCAAGCAUCAGAAGAAGUAGACAUUAAGCCUUUAAAUGCCAGCAAAUCUAGACCAUCGCAAUAUAGGUCUGCUGGACCUGUCACUGGCAAACAGGAAGACCUAAAUGUAAUUCUUGCAUCUGGCCAGGGAGGCCACAUGUUUUGCUCUACUGCUGACAAGAAUAUAUGUGGAACGGAAAAUGAUGCAACAGUACCCCUCAAAAAUGGUCAGGUUGAAGAAGACUGUUCACUCUCCGGGAACUGUGACUCAAAGAAGCAGAGCUAUAAUUUCCUGUCUCUGUCAACUGGAGCUGGCACAUAUGUAAACAAUGGAGUAAGUGUAAAUAGGUUGGGAAUGAAUAUGAAAGCUAAAGAUCAUGUACUUCAACUGCAUGAAGUUGCACAGCGUAAUACCUAUGUUUCUUGCUCUAUGCCUCAAAAUAGUUUUCCCCUAAGUCGUUACCAGGAUCAAGUUACAUCAGUAUCAGUGGCACCACCAUCGAUGCCACCGCAGGUUCACAUACAAGUGCCUCCAUAUUUCAGUAAUGGUUGUGGGCCUGUUCCUUUGGGCACAACAAGAUCAACACAACAGGCAUAUCCUAAACAGCAGCAGCAGCAGCAGCAGCAGAUUUGGACAACCCAACUCGCGGCACAGUUCAGGCCUGGUCUACUCCGUUCGUCCCAUAUUGCAAAUUGGCAGAAUAUUGCACGGGAUCCACACUCAAUGAAUCAAAUGCAAGCUCCCCGAUCAUCUCUAGAAACUAUAGGUUCCAAGUAUAUUCACAUUUCUCAGCAGUCGCAGCAGCAACUUUUAGGGCUUUGUCCAUCCCUGCCAACAUCCAAUGCAAAGAAUCAAAACAGUCAACUCCCUUCAACACGCGAAGACAAAGAAGGUCGAUUUCAUCCUGAUGGUGUGUUGCCAUUGAAACUACUCUGCAAUGAACGGCUCUUGACGUGAGAAGAGGGCUUUGGACAGGAGAAAUAGGUAAUUUUCUUCCUGAAAUUCUAUGGUACCCACAGUUGGAUAUAAUGAAUACGAAAAUUGAAUGCACAAGGAUCAGGAGUUGUUCAUGGCUGAUGUGUUUGUUUACAAUGCCAGACAAGGUUUAGGAAAUAUAAACUAGUGGCUUCUUAGGUCUGUUGAAAAAUGUUUGAGAGCUGACAUGACCAGUAAAACAUACACCGAGCCCUUAAACGGUUUGGGUUUAUUACACUUGUUCAGAUAGUAUACAUGGGACCAAUAUUACAAAUACUUCGAGCGAUGGUUGUACCUUUAGUUCCUAUUAGUCAUACUGAUUACUGAGGAACAGCAGUUUGCAUAGGUGUGGAGGGUGGUUUGCAAGCUAGUUCGUCCGUGAUUCUUCUAGGAAUUCUUAGAUGUAGGAAUUCUUUGAUGCCGUGUAUUUGAUAUGUUCUAUUCUGUAUAUUCUACUGAAUCAGCAGAGUUUUGAUGUAGUUGAAAUUUUGUUCAA